AUGAGUCAGUCGCCAUCAAGCCGUUCAGAUGCUGGUGCGCCACACUCUAAGCAGCAUGACAUCGAUGACCUUCCCAACUUUCAGCCGCUGACGGAUGAAGUGCAAAGGACUAAAAAAAAUAUCUCACCGGAGUGCAUUGAGGUUCACGCACUGGACGGCAGAGCAAUCACCAUAGUGAGCACCAACACUCAGACAGACUGGGAGUGGGUGGAGCAGAAAAUCUCAGACAGCUGUCAAGUUCAAAGUAAAAUAGAGAACUUUGAGCCAGAGCCCGAAGAGAAAUUGCUGACACACUUGGUGGAAUGGGUCACUAGUCCUGAUACAGAGAAUGAAGAGACAGAUGUGGAUGUUGCAACUGAGGAUGAGAAGUAUGACAUACCAGUUGUAGGGCCCCCCAGCCUGCUGGCGUACAAGCCAGAGUCUAAACAACCCUGCGUUCUCUUUAAAAAGGUGCUAGAGGUGUCCACUACUGAUUCUCCAAGGAAGCCAUCUGAAGGGGAAGAGUUUGUUUUGUGUGACUACUGCCAACAGCCCAGUAAGCCCUUUAUAAGUCGGGAGGAAUUGGAAAAUAAUCCUGACCUGGAGUUGCUCUUUUGCUGUGAGCGGGCAGUGAAAAUGAGGGAGUUUCUGCUGGAAAAGGAGCGAGCAUUAGCUGCUGUUGAGGCGAACAGGAAGAUUGAUGUGGGCCCGCACCCACCCUUCAUGAGCAAGAAGGAGAAGAGAGUCGCAAAGGAGCGGGCAGACCAGAGGUUGCGGGAAUGGGAGCUUCAGAGGGUACAGAAAACAGGCAAUCAGAAUCGAUUUUUCUCAGGUGGACUUCAGAUCAAAACCAUCUCCUACAGAUUGUCCAAUGAGGUUUGGAUUUUUCACGAGGAGCCACAUUUCCCCUACAUGGAUAUCAUAGAUACCUCAAACUUAUUCACCCUUCAGAAGGAGACAGAUGCACGGCAUAGGAGAAAGCCAGUGAUUUUAAGGCUUUAUCCAGAUGGCAAACCUUUCAUCGCUUUAUACCCAGAUGGAACGGGUAAUGUGUUCUAUCCAUCGGGAAAGGCUGCCAUCAUAAUCUCCUCUGUGAAAGCUACUGACAUCACCUACAUUAUCAUGGAGGACAAGGACUCUGAAGCCAAAAUGCUGGCCAUUUUGACUACAAAGAGUCAGUCUACAUGCUAUCACCCCAAUGGACUCAUAUGGGUGAACCUGACUGCAGUCGGAGGCUGCUGUUGCAGCGAGACAGGGGCUUUGAGACGCCGCUGGAGUUGGUUAGACCUUGAGCCUCAAAUCCAAGCCCCUCCUUUCCAGCCUAUCUGUCUAGGUCUGAACUCCAAUGUCAGCCUCCGCAUUCAGACACAGGACCGCAUCUUCCUCGCUUUCUCGUCACGUCAGCACAGAGUGCGUUUUAAUGUCGGUUCCAAGCUUAAGCUCACUCAUCCAGAGGGCCUUCUGAUGCCAGGGCCAGACACCCUGCAGAGACAUCUCCAAAUGAAAAGCCUGGAGAUUUACUCUCUGCUGGACCGGAUCCAGACCUGCAUGGCCUACCAGCACUCUGAAAAUCCCCACCACAUUAAACCCCAAUACAGCCUUAUUGCCCAGAUGCAGAGGCUUAGGAGGCAAAUGGAGAAACCUAGGUCUCCUCAGAGGACGAAAGCACUCAUGGCCUCAAAAUAA
Molecule: messenger RNA, 1665 nt
Organism: Hypomesus transpacificus
Lineage: Eukaryota; Metazoa; Chordata; Actinopteri; Osmeriformes; Osmeridae
Product: glutamate-rich protein 6-like
Exons: 12
Coding region: 1-1665 (554 amino acids)
Source: RefSeq, a predicted model, not a curated record